Tilletiopsis washingtonensis is the source of this 570-nucleotide messenger RNA. RefSeq lists its product as hypothetical. Lineage: Eukaryota; Fungi; Basidiomycota; Exobasidiomycetes; Entylomatales. The transcript has a single exon. Bases 156 to 374 code for a protein of 72 amino acids. The record is from RefSeq and is a predicted model, not a curated record.
CACUCGCUCGGCAGGCGCGGGACAUCCAAUCGGGAUGCCAGCGGCGGACGGGACUGCGCCCGCGCCUGGUCACUCGCGUCUGCGUCUAUCGCAUGCGCCAUCAGCAGACAAAGCUUGGCCAAGCGACCCGAGCACAAGACCGGCUCCGAGACAUGAUGCCACGCAAAGCAGCGCUCGCCGCUGGAGCCUGCGCCCUCCCAGCAAAGGUCCAGGUGCUGCUGGCGAGAGGCCUCGACCUCCACGCCCAAACUGAGCCCAGCCGCAUCCUAUCCUGCGUACUUGCGCUGGUGCGCACAUCGUUGAAGAGCGACGAGCCGCAGCAGCACUCGCUGCUUUCGCAACGCCCACGUAGUCUGCCAGCUCGAGAUCUCUGACUAACGGGCCGCCACAUCACAAGUCGCCCGCUCUGCACCUCGCCCUCGCCGCCUCAGCACACCAGACAUCACCACCGCCGCACGCGCCUCAUGAUGCGAUCUACUCACCACCGUGCCGCACCCUGCGCCCUCCUUCCACGCGCCCGCGUCGUUGCGGUCCAUCUCCGUCGCCUCGUCGACAACAAGGUUGAGGAAG